AUGCCCAGGAUCGCCCCAGAGGUGGCGCAACACCGACUCAACAUCAACCCCGAGGCACGACCGGUAAAGCAAAGGCUAAGAAGGUUCGCCCCCAACCAGCAGAAAGUGAUCAGAGACGAGGUUGAUCGCCUUAUAAAGGCCAGGUUUAUCGCCGAGGUUAAAUACCCCCGGUGGUUGUUGAAUGUAGUCCUCGUUAAGAAUCCUAAUGGAAGCUGGAGAAUGUGUAUUGAUUAUACCGAUCUCAACCGAGCAUAUCCCAAGGACUGCUAUCCGCUCCCUAGGAUAGACCAAUUAGUUGAUGCCAUCGCAGGCCAUGAACGCCUUAUGUUCCUGGAUGCGUUUUCGGGCUACAACCAAAUCCGGAUGGCGACCCAAGACCAAGAAGACACUGCCUUCGUCACUAACCGGGGAGCAUAUUGUUACAAGGAGAUGCCCUUCAGCCUAAAGAACACUAGCGCAACUUACCAAAGAAUGGUCGAUAAAAUUUUCAAGCACCGACUCGGGAGGAACAUGGAGGUAUACGUAGACAACAUGAUUGUAAAGAGCAGGGUCACAAUGACACAUUUGGCCGACCUAGCAGAAACGUUCCAAACGCUCAAGCGAUUCAACAUGCAUCUGAACCCAGUGAAGUGCGUCUUCAGGGUCAGCUCGGGGAAGUUCCUCGGUUUUAUCAUUCACCAGUGGGUGAUAGAUGCCAACCUAGAGAAGGCGACAAGUGCCUCCCCGGAGUGCGAGGAGGCCUUCGAAAAGCUGAAGGCAUGCCUCGCCCACUUGCCCCAACUCGCCUCACCUAAGCCUGGCGAGACCCUCGGCCUCUACCUGGCGGCCUCAGCACAGGCCAUCAGCUCGGUGUUAGUUCGGGAGAAGUUGCAGCCCUACUUCCAAGCCCACACGAUCAAAGUGAUCACCGACCAACCGCCGCGACAGACCCUUUCCAACUUUGACACAUCGAGUCAUAUGCUCGAUGGUCGGUCUAGCUCAGCGAAUUUGACAUUUAGUACUCCCCCAGGACCGCCAUCAAAGCUCAGCGAAGCCGAGUAUGAGGCGCUGCUCCAUGGUCUACGCCUCGCUCUGGAGUUGCACGUAGAUGAUCUUGAAGUCUUCAGCGACUCCCAAUUGGUGACGGGGCACGUCAAUAGGAGCUGCGAAGCCCGAGACCCAACGAUGGUGUCAUACCUAAUGGAGGUAAAGCGACUUGCCUACCGAUUUAGCCACCUUUCAGUCGCCAGAAUACCUCGGGCACGGAACGAGCGGGCCGAUGCAUUGGCCAAAUCGACCUCCACCCGCAUCUCUGGGUUAGCCCCAGCCACUGAGUCCGUGGAGACCCCGACAAUAAUGACUCACGAGGUCGCCAAAAUGAAUAUACCACCGAAUUGGAUAGAGGAGAUCCUCCGCUACAAAGCGGGCGGGAAGGAGCCCGACGACCCGAUAGUUGCGAGAUGGUUAAGGUGA
Messenger RNA from Musa acuminata subsp. malaccensis (wild Malaysian banana), 1452 nucleotides. The record is from RefSeq and is a predicted model, not a curated record. NCBI's taxonomy places the organism in Eukaryota, Viridiplantae, Streptophyta, Magnoliopsida, Zingiberales, Musaceae.